CCAUAUAUCCAUUAUAUAGUCGAAAUGGGUCCGUCCUUUGCUUUGGUGCUUCCGGGGAUAGGAGAAGUCCGGUCCAUUGACGACGUUCAAAGAAAAUGGCAAGGGUGGCUAUCGCAACAGGACGUAGCUGUUCAGGUCAUCUUAACUGGCCUGCAGUCGGCGAUACAGGGUGGCUUCCUGGGAUACAUGUUCGGAAGCAUCAGCGCGAUGGACCCAACUCAAGCUGCCGGUGCCGGCCCAAAGCCAGCGGCGCUUGAAAGCAUGGUCAAAGCAGGACCGCUCGGUUCAGCUCGCAACCUUGCUGCCCUGACUGGCGUCCAGGCCGCCGCCAACUUGGCGAUCAAGAAGGCGCGGAACGGCAAGGAAGACGUUUACACCUCGAUGGGUGCGUCUUUCAUGUCCGGCGUGGCAUACUCGCUCGUGAGUGGUUCUCCUAACCCACUUCAAAGCGCCGUCACCACCGGCGCGGCGUUCGCACUCUUCAACGGCCUCAUCUUCCAGGUGGGCCAGAUGUUCAAGCCGGAGCACACAGACACGGAGUACGACCGCGGCAAGUUCAUGCUGAAGAACCUGGGCCUCGCGAAAUACGCGGACAACCUGAAGAAGGGGCAGCUCACAGACAACACCAUCAUGCUCUGGAACGACGGCGCGUUGGCCGAGUGCCGCAUCCCUGCCGGACCUCGGCUGCUUAUCCUGCACCACCUGGACACCUACCGCAACCCGGCUAACGUGCUCAAACCAGCGCUGCCGUUGCCGCCCCUGCCGCCGCCCCCGGCGGCGCCGGUCGCCGCUGCCGCAGCAAGCCGGUGAUGCGUUGGCGCUUGAGG
Molecule: messenger RNA, 827 nt
Organism: Astrephomene gubernaculifera
Lineage: Eukaryota; Viridiplantae; Chlorophyta; Chlorophyceae; Chlamydomonadales; Astrephomenaceae
Source: the annotation of a GenBank genome assembly